Molecule: messenger RNA, 4969 nt
Organism: Corythoichthys intestinalis (scribbled pipefish)
Lineage: Eukaryota; Metazoa; Chordata; Actinopteri; Syngnathiformes; Syngnathidae
Product: zinc finger protein 30-like
Exons: 10
Coding region: 307-3468 (1053 amino acids)
Biological process (GO): regulation of transcription by RNA polymerase II
Cellular component (GO): nucleus
Molecular function (GO): RNA polymerase II transcription regulatory region sequence-specific DNA binding; DNA-binding transcription factor activity, RNA polymerase II-specific
Source: RefSeq, a predicted model, not a curated record
GUGGGCGAGGAAAAGCCUCCAUUCCUCGUUAUUUCCGCACUGCAAAGUUUUUGGAUGCGCCACAACGGCAGUAUUGCUAUUAGUUCUUUAUUCAAAGAUAGAUUUCAAGACAAUAGGACGGUAAAUUCCUAAGUUGUGAAUCUAAAUGACUGUUGAGCGAGGGCGACAACAGCCUUCGGAAGGACGACACGCCUGCGCAGUCAGAAAAGAAAAUCGAGCAGCCUUUUUCCCCGCUCGCCACCCGGGCGGACGUCGAGCCACGAUCCAAACUCCAUUUGACCUCUUUCCAACCAUCUUCGUUAACACAUGGAGAUUCUGCAUCGUCCCGAAAACGAUGCUCCUCUCCUGCUUCCUUCCCUGCGUCUCUUCAUCCCGCCUCUGCGCCUGGUCUCGGCGGCAAUGUGGCAGGCGGUGCAGCGUGGCGACGUGCGAGACUACGGCACGGUGGAAGAGUUCGUCUGCACCGUCACCGACGUUCUUCCAGAGCUCUUGAAUGCCGACCACAAGGCUCAGCUUCUGCUGGGGCUUCGGGCACGGGUGGUUCUGGAAUUGUGUCGUUCUGAGGCAAACCCAGACAGAGAAACCAUUCAGAUGCAUUUAAGCCGAAUCAAGGGCCUCAUAUCUACGUGGGCGUCUCAGCCGUGCUUUGCUGAUGUCCAGUUUCCCAAAUCCAACUUUGUGGAUCAGCUGGAGCUGCUCUUUAAAGACGCCGAAGAGAGGGACAAGUUCUUCCAGGACGUUUUCCCCACUGACUUUGGACCGGAUUACGACGGCGCUCUUCAGGUGCUCAUGCUGGACUUCCUCUCCAGGUUGGAGAAACUUCUACCUGUGCCGGACAUCCAACAGACGGCCGCCAUGUUGAGCGCCGCCCCGGACGCCUUGGAUGAAUGUAUCCACUCGGUCCCCGACCCGUCUCACAUGAAGGCAGUGCUCUUGCACAACACUGCGCUCGGACACUUGGAUUUAACCGACGACUCUCAGAGCAUCCCGUCCUCUUUUGGAAACUGCAUCCUCUCUUCGCUGGCCCUCCCGCAGCUGGAAAAAGUGGUCAUCGACGACGGAAGCAUCCAGCUGCAGCCCCACGGCGAGCAGAUGGCGGGAUGCGUCACCGUGCAGGUGGAGGGCGAGACGGUCACGCUCUUGGACUACAUACAGAUCGAACAGGCGCCCGGCUUGAUGGAGCCUCACCCCGAAGAGGAAGAAGAACAAGAAGGCGAGGGAGAUGAGGAUUCGUUGAAGCCGGCGCCGUUCCGGCCACUCAAGCAAAGCAAACGCCUGCAACUGAAGAGGAAUGCGGCCGAAACCAAGAAGGACGAAGAGGCCUCGGACGCGGCCAAGCGUCAGAGGAAGAAGCACCCCAACGACAAGACGUGCCCCGUGUGCGGCAGAAGCUUCUUGCGCGCCUCCGCCAUGAGGCGCCACCAGGAGACGCACUCGGAGAACCGAGAGCUCAAGUACAAAUGCGCCCACUGCGACAAGGGCUUCCGCGACCCGUACGACAUGAAGCGCCACAUCAUGCGCAUCCACGAGAGGGACAAUUCCAUCGACGACGACGAGGCGGCGGCGGAGAGCGACUCUCCGGAGACGUCGGACGACAGAAACUGCGCCCUGUGCGGGAAAUUCUUUGCGCGGCAGGUGGACAUGGAGCGCCACAUGACGUCUCACUCGGAGGAGCGUCCGUACAAGUGCUCCUUCUGCGAGAAGAGCUUCAAGGACCCCUACAUCCUGAAGAGACAUCAGAAGGAGAUUUGCAAGAGUAAAGAGCUGAAGAACCCGCAAGACGCCUGCGAAGAUCCCGACCACCAGCCGGCGGAGGGCAAAGUGUGCCCCAUCUGCGGCCGCGCUCUGCCGUGUAGCGCCGACAUGGCCAAGCACCUGCGCUCGCACACCGAGGAGCGCCCCUUCAUCUGCGUCGGCUGCGACAAGGGCUUCAAGUACCGCGACACGCUCAAAAAGCACCAGAUCAUCCACGGCCACGAAGGCGUGCGCGAAGAGCCCCGCAAGAGCGUGGAUCAGAUCUUGGCCGAAGUCGAGAAGAACCCGCGAGAGUCGCCCGGGCGGCCGGCCGCCCGUCAAAAGGCUCGGGGCAAAACCGACGCGUGCCCCAUUUGCGCCAGAUCCUUCGACAACGUCAAGACGCUCAACCGCCACAUUCAAAGUCACACGGACGAACGUCCGUACCCCUGCGUCCACUGCAAGAAGCGCUUCAAGCACCUGCACGGCCUCAAACGCCACCAGAUCUACGCCGUCUGCAACAAGAAGUCUGCCCGCUUCUCCUGGAAGAAGGAAGCCAAGGCCGGGGCCGGAAACGCCGACGGCCAGGGCGCCGCGCACCAGAUCCCCGUGUGGUGCUCCAACUGCGGCAAGCACUUUGAGUUCCUGUCGGCGCUCAAGGAGCACCAGGAGACUGUGUGCAAGGCGGACACGCGUGACGGACUGAAAUGCGCCGCUUGCGGCAAGGUCUUCAAGAGCCUCACCAUGCUCAAGGUGCACCAGAGGAUCCACGACCCGCUGUACUGCAAAGAGUGCGGCAAGAUCCUGGCCAGCGAGGCCGCCUUCGAGCGGCACCAGCUGAUGCACCGUCCCAUGUCCUGCACCAUGUGCGACAAGAGCUUCACGCUGAUGCGGCGCCUGCGCGAGCACUACCAGAAGCAGCACGCCUUCUCCGGGCCGUACCCGUGCUCGCUGUGCGGCAAGAGCUUCGCGCAGCUCUCCUAUCUGGCCGUACACCAGCGCAUCCACAAGGGCGAGUUCCCCUUCGCCUGCGACCUGUGCCCGGGGCGCUUCCGCUCCUCCAACUGCCUGACGGUGCACCAACGCAAGCACACGGGCGAGAGGCCCUUCCUCUGCUGGCAGUGCGGCAAGUGCUACCGCUCGGCCUCGGAGCUCAACGUGCACAUGGGCACGCACUCGGAGGAGCGCCCCUGGGCCUGCUCGCAGUGCCAGGCGGCCUACCGCACCAAGGUGCAGCUCAACAACCACGUGGAGCAGGUGCACAUCGGCGUGCGCUACCCCUGCGUCAGCUGCGGCAAGCAAUUCAUGAAAGAGACCUCGCUCAAGCGCCACGAGCUCAUCCACACGGGCGAGCGGCCGCACCAGUGCACCGAGUGCGGCAAGACCUUCCUGACCGCCAGCGAGUUGCGCCUGCACAACCGCUACCACACGGGCGAGCGCCCCUACAAGUGCGACGUCUGCGGCAAGGCCUUCAUCCAGUCGGGCUACCUCAAGUCGCACAUGCGCAUCCACACCGGCGAGAAACCCUUCAAGUGCGACCUCUGCCCCAAGAGCUUCCGCCUGUCCUACCACUUGACCAAGCACCGCCACACGCACGCCGGCAAGGCCAAGACCUUCACCUGCGAUCAGUGCGGACUCUCCUUCGCGCACAAGAAGGCGCUGUGGGAUCACGCGGUCACGCACCAGGUCAAGAUGGAGCCCGCCUUCGCCCAAAUCCACAUCCAGUUCCAGUAACCCCACCAGAGCUGCCCUCACGUUUCGCCUUUCUUUGUUUCGCUCGCGUUCAGUCUUUAGUUGGAAUUUGAAUAAACACCCACAGGACGUUCGCUACUGCAUAGCCCUCAUGUUUUUUCUCUGACUUCACUGUUGGUAAAUGAACUAACACUUGUACAGAGCCUUUGCACCAACAAGGCACGCAAAGCGCUUUGACACUCGAUGCCCAUCUAUCAACUCAUGACGCGGCAUCGGGAGCAACACUGCAUUCAGUUGCUGUGUUCAGACUGCAGGUAUAUCUGAUUUUUAAGACUGACUGUUCACACCAUUUUUAGCGAGUGCCCAAAUCAGUUCUGGGCCUAUUCAGACCGGGCAGCAUUAUUGACACACUUGACAGGUUGCCGUGGCGACGAAGGCCUCAUCCAGCACGGUGUGACGUCCUGGACGGUCAAAACCCAUCUGAGUUGUUCACACUGACAAGUAUCUUGUCCAUAUCUGUCCUGCAAAAAUCUGAUUGUGACUGCUCGGACCACAAAAGAGCCAUCCAGUUUCAAUCAGAUUUUGGCUGCCAGUCGGAACAAGGGUUGGGGAAUGAUGACUCUUCUACCACUGAACCACACCAGAUGUCAGCACCGUAGCAGAAAUCAGCCGCUGCCCUGCAUCUGCGUGUGACGCCUCCUGCUGGCGGUCCUCCAUGCUCUGCGAUGAUGACGACACUUUUAAAGCCCCCACUUCCGAUGUGUCAAACUAGAAACGAAAAUGACUCAGUGGAGUCUGUGGCUGGCCAUCGCGGAGCUCCUGUGAUUUAUGCCGGCCCGUAAUUGCUUCAGCGUGCAGUUUCCCUGCGCAAUGUGAGGUAUUGCAAUACACACACGGGUCUCAUGUAUGCAUGUGUGUGUGUAAAUAUAUAUUCCUUAACGUAAGCACGUGAAACUUGCUCAUUUUCUCAUAUGAUUGAAGGAAAUGACUGAAUAUGACCCUUACACAAGUGACCUUAUUGCCCUACUCCUGGAGCAUCUUUUUAAAUCCGUGGCUGCCAUUGACGGCCAUCCGUUUAAAAGUUCAAAUGGUUUUGGAUGUCUAGUAGAGACAAACUCGAUGAAUUUUGAGAAGAGCCAUCAUCAUGGAUGGCACUGAGAGAGUUGACCAAAUGACUUCGAGUUUUGCAAUGGAAGCAGCUGGCAUUUGACAUGAUGAGUGUCUGACUAGUACGCUGAAAAAUUGGCAUUCGCUGGAAACGGCAGCGACCCUUGCACGUUACCAAAGAAAUGAUAAGACAAGCUCUCCAAUGUUGGGCAGCGCGCUUUUUAAAAAAUUUCUUCCAUAUGAACGACCGAACGGAAAGUUUUGGAGUAUUUUUUACUCAAGUUUGUACAUGUUUUCCUCCAUUUCUGAAAAUAAAAAGUGACGAGCCAAAUUUGGGUCUGUCUUGGUUUUUUGAGAACGACUGUGCCACAUUUAAUCUGGAGACCAGCGGAUUAAUGGCUUUCCUAAUCAAGCAUCCUCAUUUGACCCUGCCUGC